UGAACCACGUGUUGCGGAAGUGUAGCGCUAGCUCCGAGUCAGAAGAAGCUUUCUUUGGCUGCGUUUACAUCAUUCAGCAUUUCAUAACCGUUUAAAAAUAUUGUACCAUGUCGAGUUCACUGUUAAAAAGGGGACUCGAACUGUUUAAUGAAGAUCCUAAAGGUGCAGCCAAGGUUCAUCAGAAGAAGAAGAAGAAGAGCACCAAGAAAGCAUCAGUGAUGGAUCAGAUUAGCACCAAUAAGCAGGGUGUUAGGAAGCGGCUCCGCCGAGUGCAGGGCCGCAAAAGCAGAAAAAACAAAGUCAUGGUCAAAGACAAGCGGAUCAGAAAUGCUUUAGAGCUUUAUAGAAAGAAGCAGAAGAAAAGUCAGCUUGAUGCCAACCUGCGGUAUUUCCUGAAAAACAGCUAUAAAAUGGAGGAAAGCUGCACAAAGAAGAUCGCAGAGCAGAGCGUAGGCCGUCAGUCCCGGCACAAACCAGAAAAGCCCGUCAAGAAACGAGAAAAACGACCCAUUUUCACCGAGGCGGAGUUCCAAAAAUUCCAGGAGGAAUACUUUUCUAAACUUUGAUCUCAUUAUGGACUACUAUGGACACUUGUGCGAUGAUGGUGGAAAAGGAGUCCUGCAUUCCUGGAAAACUUCUGGAGAAGUCAAAUGGACAGAUGUGCAGAAAUUCAGUUUCCAUUUUUGUGAAACGUUCGUGGUUUUCAGUUUGGGUUUUGCAAAUAAAUAUUUAAUGGUUUGCCGAAA
Messenger RNA from Neoarius graeffei (lesser salmon catfish), 746 nucleotides. RefSeq names its product ribosomal protein S19 binding protein 1 (gene rps19bp1). Gene Ontology annotation, molecular function: enzyme binding. The transcript is spliced from 4 exons. The coding region runs from base 108 to 566 and encodes 152 amino acids. Gene Ontology annotation, cellular component: nucleolus. The record is from RefSeq and is a predicted model, not a curated record. NCBI's taxonomy places the organism in Eukaryota, Metazoa, Chordata, Actinopteri, Siluriformes, Ariidae.